Molecule: messenger RNA, 2488 nt
Organism: Pundamilia nyererei
Lineage: Eukaryota; Metazoa; Chordata; Actinopteri; Cichliformes; Cichlidae
Exons: 3
Coding region: 82-774 (230 amino acids)
Source: RefSeq, a predicted model, not a curated record
AACUUAUUUAUCGCGGGGGAUCUAUCGCAUAUAAAAUAAAAAAAGUUUUACUGUCGAAGAAGAAAGACUCGCAACAACGCCAUGAGUGCUGGGACAUAUUUGGGUCUCUGCUUGAGUUUACUGGUCAUCCGCGUCUCGUUGGGCUCUGCAGCUUCAGACCAGCAGAUCUUACGACAUCCUGGGAUGAGUGUCAAUCUGACAUUUCAGGUUCCCACUGACACCACAUCUGUAUGGCUAAAAAGACUUGAAAAAUAUAAAGACAAUGAUAAAUAUAUCUCCUACUGCCAAGACUCAACACCAACACGUCCCAGUGACCAGGAGGAGUCAAUCAAGGGUCGGGUGGAGGGGAUGGACUGUAGCAAUAUCAGCGGCACAGUCUCUGUAACAUUGAAGAACCUGACCAGCAACGACAGUGGGACAUACGAGCUUCAAGGGGUGGACCAUAGUGGAAGAUACUUUAAUAGAACUGUCUUCCUCAACGUUACUGACCCAGGUCAGCCAGGAGGAGACACAGAGGAUGGAGGGAAGGAGGCUGGAGGGAAGGAGGCUGGAGGGAAGGAGGCUGGAGGGAAGGAGGCUGGAGCCAGUAGAGAACAUCCUGGGCUGGCAGUCAGUCUGUUUUGUUUUUUUGUGGUUGUGUGUGGUUGUGUAUGUGCGCCAGCUGCUAUAAAGUGGCUUAUAAAUUGCUGUAAAAAGAAUUCACCCUUUUCUCCUCCUUCUAAUAAUGAAUCUGACAGAGAAACAAAGCAAAUAACAUUAAUAAUCUGCAAAUAAUUCAGUGGUCUAACAAUUCUAAGUGAGACCACAAACGCAAAGCUCAAAUUCUACAAAAACCUUUCCACUGCAGUAAAGUGGAAGGGGUUUUGAGUUUACUGCAUCCUCACAGCAUAAAGGUCCCUGACAGAUGGUUACUACAGCUUCUUCCCAGUCUGAUGACUGGUGACAAGUCUAGAGUCACCAGUCAUCUUUUACCUUAUGUCAUAAGUUGACAUAGGCCAAUAAGUCCCCCCACCCAUCACCCCCAACCCAAAUUUGGUCUUGAUGCAAUUUGAAAGAAUACAUUGGCAGAUGAGGAAGGCAAGCCGAACCCCGCCUGGGAGUUCAGUGAAUGGGGAAAUAGAAGCACGUGUCGCCAUCUAGGAGGUCGGCGGUUGGAGAAUACAAGCACGUGUCGCCAUCUAGGAGGUCGGCGGCUGGAGAAUACAAGCACGUGUCGCCAUCUAGGAGGUCGGCGGUUGGAGAAUACAAGCACGUGUUGCCAUCUAGGAGGUCGGCGGCUGGAGAAUACAAGCACGUAUUGCCAUCUAGGAGGUCGGCAGAUGGGAAAUGCAACACGCCACCGUCUGGGAAAUUUACGCCACACGACAAUAAAAGAGCAAGGAAUGCAGCGACAUGCUGUUUAUUUUCCACUACUGCAAAACUAAAAUAAAUAUCUAUUUUAAAUACGUUGUGUAUUUGACAUCUAUAGUCGUAUGAGCAUGGUGGGUCAUGAUCUAAACAAAAGAAUAUGCAGCAAAAAGUGAUUUGGGUCACUCUUAUACCAAAAAAAUCAAGGUAGCCAGCGUACCCUGCCUGGAACAUGGCUACCAGGGUCCUAACCUGGAGCCAAGCCUGGAGAGAGGCUCAAGGGCGAUGAUCAGUUGGCCCAGCCGGGCUCAAGCUGAAGAAGCUAUAUGGGUCAAUUCUUCUGUGGGACACUACUUUGGGAUUUGUGGAUCGGGCAGAGGUCCUGGUGCUCUGAUGCACACAUCUGCAGUGAUGUGGAUCGAUGAGCUUCUUUCAUAGAGGAGCUGGGCUCUCCCUUAAAGAUGGGGUGAGGAGCUUGGUCAAUUGAGAGUAAAGUUGCCGCUCCUUCACAUAAAAAGGAGCCCAUUAAGGUUUUUCCAGCCUUGUCCAACCAGAAGGAGGCCUCGGGUUUGACAGAGGAGAUUGUGUAUCAUGACUAGAUUGCGAGUGACUGUGUGUCACGCAUAUGAUCUGGAAGAAGUGGCUAGAUGCAACCACUCAAAUGUGUAAUUUCAUCUAGACUUAAAACAUGAACUGUGUGUGUGCAGUGGUUUAUGCUUGCUAGUAAACAAUGUUUGGAAAAGAAAAGGGUAAAACUACCUGUUUGUUUUUCAGUCUCUUUCAGAUCCGACAACAUCUAGAACAUGAAAUCAUGACAGUGAAGUUUGUAUGUAGUUAAAUCCUAGAACCUCAACAGGGCUAAAAUAAUGAAACAGGUUUCCUGAGGACGUGGGCUUCCAUGCAAACCAUGACACCAGAUGGGCCGGGUCAGCUUGGAGUGCAGGUACACCGCCUAGAGCCACCUAACAGCUGAAAGCAUAAUUUAGCAGGCAAGACAAGUGUAAGACUUUAUAAUCGUAUUAAAUCUGUGUAAGGAGGGGUCACAUAACAUGUUCCUUUUCCUUCCAAUAACAGUAAGGCAGUAUGUACCUUUACUAGUUUUACCUAAAUGCAAAUGCUUAGCCUUACUAAAGAUCAGGUA